AUGCAGCAGGCGGCGGCGGCGGGCCUUGCAGCGGUGUUGGUGGUGGGCGGCGCCGCGCCCGCGAUGGCAGACUCUCAGGGCAGCGCGCUGCUGGAUGAGCUGCUCGCCAAGCCAUCUGUCAAGGUGCUCAAGAGUUCCCAGAAGGUCCAGGCACCGUCGUACGGCGAGGUCAAGAAGCUUGUGGCAGUCCCUGCACCCCCCAAAAAGGGCGCUCCCGCCAAGGCCGCCGCCAAGAAGCCGGCGCCUAAGCAGGAGGCUCCCAAGCCCAAGUCCAGCAGCUCCUCCACCUUCAAGCUGUCUGGGCCCGGUGAGACGCCCGGGAGCCUGUCGGUGACUCCUAAGAUCGCUCCUGCUCCAAAGUCAGCCCCUGCCAAGGCCGCACCCAAGGCUGACGCACCCAAGCCGGCGGCCAAGGCCAAGCCCGCAGCUGCGCCCAAGGCAGCCGCCCAGAAGAGCAGCUCGGACGGUGACCGCGCCAAGCAGGCCGCAGCUGCUGCUGCCGCGGCAGCAGCCGCAAGCGCCGCCUUCAAGGCUAGCCAAGCAACACCCGCCCCGGUCCCCGCAGCGCCCGCUCCCGCAUCCAAGCCUGCCGUCACCUUUAAGAAGGCGACGCCGACCUUUGUGGCUCCGGCAGCACCAGCGGUGGCAGCCGGUGCCGCAGCUGUGGGCGCGGGUGGUGCUGGCCUGGAGUCUCCCAUUGCGCAGGCUUCUGCUGUAGCUGCGGCGGAGCUGCUGGCAGUGGCAGCGGCCACAAGCACUGUGGGCGCCAUUUUGAGCAACAGCAGUGCCAAGAAGACGGUCAAGGCGUAA
Molecule: messenger RNA, 810 nt
Organism: Chlorella variabilis
Lineage: Eukaryota; Viridiplantae; Chlorophyta; Trebouxiophyceae; Chlorellales; Chlorellaceae
Product: expressed protein
Exons: 3
Coding region: 1-810 (269 amino acids)
Source: RefSeq, a predicted model, not a curated record